Molecule: messenger RNA, 1425 nt
Organism: Dichomitus squalens LYAD-421 SS1
Lineage: Eukaryota; Fungi; Basidiomycota; Agaricomycetes; Polyporales; Polyporaceae
Product: cyclophilin-like protein
Exons: 12
Coding region: 1-1425 (474 amino acids)
Biological process (GO): protein folding; protein peptidyl-prolyl isomerization
Cellular component (GO): catalytic step 2 spliceosome
Molecular function (GO): peptidyl-prolyl cis-trans isomerase activity
Source: RefSeq, a predicted model, not a curated record
AUGGCCCUACCCACCAAGGGACGUGUUAUACUGGAAACGACUGUGGGGGAGAUUGACAUUGAGCUUUGGUCGAAAGAGACCCCCAAAGCAUGUCGGAACUUCAUUGCUCUGGCCAUGGAAGGCUACUACGAUGGUGUUAUAUUCCAUCGUGUUGUCCCGGACUUUUUGGUCCAGACAGGAGACCGGACAGGUACGGGAGGCGGAGGGGAGUCAUUUUUCGGAGAGCCAUUCGAGGAUGAGAUUCACCCGCGGUUGCGUUUCGUCCACCGCGGCCUAGUCGGAAUGGCGAACAAUGGCACGAAGAACUCGAAUGACUCGCAAUUCUUCAUCACCCUAAAUCGUGCGGACGAGUUGAACGGCAAGCACACCCUCUUUGGACGCGUAGUAGGAGACACGUUCUUCAAUGUCUUGAAGAUUGGCGAGAUGGAGCUUGACGACAACGAACGACCGCUAUAUCCGCCCAAGAUCAAGCGCGUACGCAUAGUGGACAGCCCGUUCGAGGACAUCGUCCCACGCAUAACGGCUGAGGAGAAGCGCGCCCAACAACGUGCUCGAGAGCAAGCGCAGCGUGAACGCGAGGAGGAACAAAGGCGCCGUGGGGCUAAAAAGGACGUGAAGCUGCUAAGUUUUGGUGGGGAGGAGGAAGCGGAAGAGGGGCCUGUGGUCUUCAAGAAGAAACCGAUUGUGCGACCAGAUCUUAUUGACAAUCCCGAGCUUCCUGCCGCAAUACCCGCAGUACCCAAUCCCCUAGCGACCAAGAACUCGUCAAAACGAGAUCGUGCAGAGCAGGACGCCCUACCCGUUGAGAAGAAGCAGUCGAAGCGAGACAAGGAUGAGAGCGACAUCAUCAAGAUCCGCGAGCAGCAUGAGCGCGAGAAGGCUGCCGCUAGCAACUCGCACAAGUCCGAGAUUGAGCGCAUGGAGGCUGAGAUCCGCAAGCUCACUCGUCGCCCCGGCGAGGGCAGCGACGAUUCUGAUGCUGAGCGUUCCAAGAAAAAGCCGAAGAAGUCGUACCUCGAGGAGGAGAUGGCCAAAUACGAGAAGGGACGGGGCCUGAAGAAGAAAGGCAAAGGCCGCAAGGACGAAGGCGACGUCCUCGCCGCGCUUAACAGUUUUCGCUCGAAGAUCAAGAGCGCGACCGUAGAGGAUUCGCCGCCUCAAGAGCAGGUGGGCGGCGAGGGCGCCGAAAGUGAGCCAAGAGUCGGGGAAGGAGAGGAAGGGAUGGAGGUAGACAACGACGUGGGCUUCCUUGGACACUUACUGCAUUUCCCGAAGGGGAAUGAGGAGGAGACAGCGAAGGCGGAACGAGAGUACGAGGUCAUCGACCCGAGGCAGCGGGGUGCGCGGGCCAAGGAAGAGGAGCGCGAGCGCAAACGUGCGUUGAAGGCGAAGGAUGUGACGGGCGGUCGCGGUUAUCGAAGGUAG